UAAUCUACAGUACACAACAUGUCCGAAGUAAAGCCAUCUCCCAAGAAGAAGCCGGCUGCGCCCAAAAAGCCAGCCGAUCAUCCACCUUAUUUAGACAUGAUCAAAGCUGCUAUUGUAGCGUUGAAAGAGCGAAACGGUUCUUCCCGCCAAGCCAUCGAGAAGUAUAUCAAAGCCAACUAUAAGGUUGGUGAGGUCGGCUCACACUUGAAGAUGGCUUUGAAAAGGGGUGCCGCAAGUGGAAAGCUUCUCCACACCAAGGGAGUUGGUGCUUCUGGUUCCUUCAAGGUAGCCAAGGAGGAGAAGAAGGAGAAGAAACCGAAGAAAAAGCCAGCUGCAAAGAAGAAGCCUGCUGCCAAACCAAAGAAGCCUGCCGCCAAAAAGGCAGCAAAGAAACCAGCGGCGAAGAAGGCUGCAAAGAAACCCGCCGCUAAAAAGCCAGCAGCGAAGAAACCAGCCGCAAAAAAGCCAGCAGCAAAGAAGCCUGCGGCCAAAAAACCAGCGAAGAAGCCUGCAGCUAAAAAGCCCGCCAAGAAACCAGCCAAGAAACCAGCGGCGAAGAAGACCGCCAAGAAACUGCAGGUGGUAACUUCUCUCAAGUCUGGGGAUAAUUUUCCCCAGAGACUGGGCCCUAAAUGGCAGAGGGAGUGGCCACCAUAUGUUACCGUAUUGUACCUGGCAGUGGAGAAAUCAGACUGCCUUAGACGGAAAUUCUGCUUACAAUACCAAAACAAUAACAAGCAGGCAAAGAAGAAGUCUGCUGCCAAACCAAAGAAGCCUGCCGUCAAAAAGGCAAAGAAACCAGCGGCGAAGAAGACUGCAAAGAAACCCGCCGCUAAAAAGCCAGCAGCGAAGAAACCCGCAGCUAAAAAGCCAGCAGCAAAGAAGCCUGCGGCCAAAAAACCAGCAGCAAAGAAGCCUGCAGCUAAAAAGCCCGCCAAGAAACCAGCCAAGAAACCAGCGGCGAAGAAGACCGCCAAGAAAUAAAAACCUAAGGAACUCCUUAUUUCAUCAAACGGCUCCUUUAGGAGCCACCAAAUUAAAUCAAAAGUUGUGCCCAACUGAGUAUUCAAACAAACUUCGGUAAUUCAGUUAAUUUAUGAUAUUUUAGAUUGUUUUUACUAAUUAAAGGUCUAGUUGCUCUUUCCUCGAUCAAACAGAGGUGUGAGAAAAUGGAGGACGUACUGUUACAAUUACAUUUGUUGCAUAUUGGGUGUGCACUAAAACCGCUGAACAAUCUUUGUGUCCUAAGAGCGACCGCAUCUAAAUUUCUACCCACAGUAAUAUUGACGACAAAUCUGGAAAUUAUCGCCAACCAAAGACGCUUUGAUUGUCAAUUAAAUUCUCCUUGUCAGAAGUAAAAGAAAAGUAUCGAUAAGAGUUUGAGAAUAUGAAUACUGAUGUUAGGUUGUAGAGGUUACUGAAAGACCCUCAAUGUUACACUCUAUUGGCAAUUAUAUUUUCACAAAACUUGAGAUCAAAUGAG
Molecule: messenger RNA, 1483 nt
Organism: Stylophora pistillata
Lineage: Eukaryota; Metazoa; Cnidaria; Anthozoa; Scleractinia; Pocilloporidae
Product: histone H5-like
Biological process (GO): chromosome condensation; negative regulation of DNA recombination; nucleosome assembly
Cellular component (GO): nucleosome; nucleus
Molecular function (GO): structural constituent of chromatin; double-stranded DNA binding; nucleosomal DNA binding
Source: RefSeq, a predicted model, not a curated record